AUGAAUGCAUUUGAAGUUACUCUUCAUGAAGCGGAGGAGAUCUGCUUUACGAAAAAAAAUACUACCGUUGGGAAUUGUGCUCGGGAACCAAAAAUUUCGGAGAUAAAAGCAUUGUUGUCUGAAAUGAAAGCUGAGAUCUUGCUCCAACUGCAGAAAAAACUGGGCAAAUCAGUCUCGUGUACCAAUGUUUCGAAGACUUUUGAAGGAAAGAAUUGCGCUGAUUUGUAUAACAAAGGUAUAAAACAAAAUGGAGUUUACAGGAUUGAUCCAGACGGCAAGGGCAGCUUUAAUGUUUCCUGUGAUAUGACGACAUCUGGUGGAGGAUGGGCAGUGUUUCAACGUCGUCUUGAUGGCAGUAUUGAUUUCUACAGAGGAUGGCAAGAUUAUAAGCAUGGCUUUGGUGAUUUGAACGGAGAAUUCUGGCUUGGACUAGACAAAAUCUACAGACUUACAACCGCUUCUAAGAACAAGCUGCGUAUCGACAUGGAAGAUACUUCCACGAACAAGAAAUACGCAGAAUAUGGUUUCUUUGCUGUUGCUAAUGAGAGCCAGAAAUAUCAACUUAGUCUUGGCACUUACUCUGGUACUGCAGGAAAUUCCUUCUCGUACCACAAUGGUAUGGCGUUCUCGACAAAAGAUUCCGACAAUGAUAAGUAUAAUGCAAAUUGCGCUGUGCAAUUCAAGGGUGGUUGGUGGUAUAAGCACUGUCAUGUAUCCAAUCUCAAUGGUCUGUAUCGUCAUGGUGCGCACCAGUCAUAUGCUGAUGGUAUCAAUUGGCAUUCAUGGAAAGGUUAUUACUAUUCCCUGAAAAGUACAUCGAUGAAAAUCCGCCCGCAGUCAUUUUAGUGCGAGAAAUGCAGGGGAAUAGCAAUAGAUGUUUUCUCUCUACCCUUAGGAAUUAAAGCAUUACUGUGGUUACAAAAUUGUUUACAGACUCUCUUUAUUAUAUUCGCGCGUUUUUAUUUGCUUUUCAGUUGGUAUAUUCUUUCUUAAUUUAACGUGAUUAGGUCCACAUAUUUUGGAAGUCGCUGCCAUCACGUGUAACAGUUAAAAAAUAGGACUACUAUGGUGUAUGCUGUAGUGGCA
Dendronephthya gigantea is the source of this 1086-nucleotide messenger RNA. RefSeq names its product ryncolin-1-like. The coding region runs from base 1 to 846 and encodes 281 amino acids. Lineage: Eukaryota; Metazoa; Cnidaria; Anthozoa; Malacalcyonacea; Nephtheidae. The record is from RefSeq and is a predicted model, not a curated record. The transcript is spliced from 3 exons.